This is a messenger RNA of Daldinia caldariorum, 3040 nucleotides long. Its product is annotated as AFG1-like ATPase-domain-containing protein. The transcript has a single exon. Gene Ontology annotation, cellular component: mitochondrion; cytoplasm. NCBI's taxonomy places the organism in Eukaryota, Fungi, Ascomycota, Sordariomycetes, Xylariales, Hypoxylaceae. Gene Ontology annotation, molecular function: ATP binding; ATP hydrolysis activity. The coding region runs from base 518 to 2518 and encodes 666 amino acids. The record is from RefSeq and is a predicted model, not a curated record.
CUCUAAUAUUUGAGCCUCGAAUUUGACAACCAACCUUAUUUCCAAUCUGUUUCGCAAUAUAAAUUCUUUCUUAUCCUCUUAACGUUAGGUAGAGUUGUUUCACUCGUCUGUAAUUGUCAUGUUCUAGUUAGGUACCUCUAACCUAUUUUACUAUAACUACAAUCUAUUUUCAUAACAUUCCAACAUCACUUACAAAUCUUUCUUUCUCUUCAUUUACCUCUUUAGGAAAGUGUACCUAAUUUCGCAAGUUUACUCUUUCGAAACUCUCGAAAUUCUCAUCACUUCCCUAUUUACUUAAAAACAUCAAGAAAUUUAGCAACGUGGAUAGCUCCAUGCUUAAUACUCAUGCUGUCCUCUACUAGAGGAUUAGACAUUCAACUUUCUUACGUGUAGUUCCUCAAUGAUAGCCGGGUAAUCCCAGGGACCUGCCCCCUGGAUGGAAUUCUAUUUAGUCCUGACCUUCAUAUUGUGGCUACCUAUUAUUUAGCUGGGCGUCGAUGUCGUACAAAACCUCGAGAUGAGACGAAGCAUUAGUUCAGUCACGAUCACAGAUCCCCUAGUGAAAUAUCAGUCGUUACUAGCGACUGGGGUCUGCUCUCCCGAUGCUGCCCAGCAUCGACUAGCGAUCCACCUUCGAAAAGUCUAUCAUCGGCUGAAGGACUAUUCGCCGUCGCAUGAGUACCGUGCUAGAUUGAAGGCUAUUACGAGCGCUCUAGACAACGCUAGAAAGAAAGAUAAAGAUCCAUCGCGUACUCUCGCAGUCGAGAGCCAUUCUAUCUGGCGUAACCCCCUUUUUACUCGCUUUUUUGCUCGCAAUGAGAGUAAAGAUGCGUUGGCUCUGAUAAAAGUCCUAACAAACUAUGAAGAGGCGAUUCAAAUAGAUUCGCCACAAGGUUUAUUCCUGUCUGGCGAAGUGGGCACUGGCAAGUCAAUGCUGCUUGACCUACUAGCCGAUGGGUUACCUACAAGUCGCAAGAGACGAUGGCAUUUUAAUACUUUUAUGCUGUACACGCUGUCUCAACUAGAGCAUUACCGAAAAUCGCAUUCGCACCUAGACCGUGGCGAUCAGGAGUAUUCGUUAUUAUGGAUGGCUAAGGAUAUGGUUGAGAAAUCGCCAAUUCUGUUCCUGGACGAGUUUCAACUCCCAGAUAGAGCGGCGAGCAAGAUUCUCAGUAAUCUAUUCAUUUCAUUCUUUCAAUUAGGCGGCGUUCUUGUCGCCUCAUCGAAUCGUAUGCCAGAUGAAUUGGAAAAAGCUACCGGAGUCGACUAUGUCCCUCCCGCAACUGGCGGCUUCAUAGGUCAAGUUUUGGGGUCAAGGCCAACUCGUGGAAGAGGAGAACUCUUCGGUUCUACUAGUGAUUUCGCAUCAUUCCUAGAAGUUUUAAAGGCGAGAUGCGAAUUUUGGCAAAUGGAAGGAGGCAAAGAUUGGAGGCGCCGUGAGGCUAGCGAGUUGCUAAGCAAACGCGUCAAAAACCCCGUUGAAAGUGAUGUCCCUGGCAAUUCACCAAUGACCCUGAAGAUAGGGGCCACUUCCGAUACGAAGGUGCAAGAGACAGACAAAUCAAACCUAUCCAUCUCAACACCAAACAAUUAUUAUCUUAUAAGCGAGACGAAUGAAGCUGUAUGGAUGGAAAAGUUAAACAACUUGGUUUUGCCACCUGGAGAGCAAGAAAUACCUUGGAAGUCAUUGACAGUGACUGUCUACGGCCGGGCUAUCACCAUUCCCCAACAGUAUGACGGAACUGUCUUAUGGGACUUUAAGGACCUUGUCUCUUCCUUCGGACCAGCUGACUAUAUUACAAUGGCUUCCACUUUUCAUACUUUUAUUAUUGAUGGUGUACCCAUUUUGACGAUUCUUAAGAAAAACGAGGCAAGAAGGCUUAUUACGCUAUUGGACGCUUUGUACGAAGCCCGAUGCAAGUUGAUCAUCCGGGCCGAAGCCGGACCCGAUCAUCUAUUCUUCCCGGAAGCCAACGCCGUCACCUCACCAAUAAAACAGGAUGUUAGCAACGAAAAUGAGAGCGUUGAUGGAGACGCAAUACACUCUGAGACAUUCGCCGAGGUGUACCAAGACACUAUGUCUCCAUUUAGACCAAAUAUUUCUUCGUACACUGAUUCGAAUAAUACAGACUAUGAUCCAGACCAGGAUUCCGACUUUGGCGUAGAGCAGAAGUCCAAAGUAGACUUCAGUAAUACCAGUGCGUUUACCGGAGAAGACGAACGUUUCGCUUACAAGCGUGCCACGAGUCGCCUCUGGGAACUCUGCGGAGCUCAAUGGCACAGCCGCACGGGCGAUGGCUGGUGGCAACCACUUCCCCCAGAAGCGCGGCAUUGGGAAGGCUCGCCGGUUUCGAAGCCACGGCCCUGGACGGCUUCGCCGGUUGUUCGAGGGGACGAUGCUAGCAUGGGGCCAUCCGUAGAACUUGAAGAACCGGCAGGUCUUCAAAGGCUACGGCUCGAAUAUUUGAGAAAGGCCUUUUCGGGGGAAGGCCAGGUCAAAAAUCAGAACCAAAAGUAGGGACUCGGUCCAAUACGAUCGGUGUAUAUCACGUUCACAUAGAGAUGUAUAUGUACCUACCUACCUCCUUAGGCACCUAGGUAUAUAACUGCGCAAGCAACACCGUAUAGAAGAAAUACCACAGUUUAUUCCAUAAUGCAAACUCCUAGACUCCAUGCUCUCUAUGCCAGUCCAUAACGCCUUUUUUCAUAUGCAUUAGGUUAGGUACCUAAUCUUAGGUACUCAUUUUGAACAGCCAAGUUGUCCCAAACCGAGACUCGUCUCGUAUAUAUCCUCCUCCUCCUCCCCCCUUCUUCCUCCUUCUCCUCUUCUUUCUUCUUCUUCUUCAUCACGCAACCAACUACCUAUAAAUUCGUCACCCCAGGCGCCCACCCCUCCCCAAUCCUCCUCAUCUCCUCGGCAAACUUGUGACUCGUAAUCCUCUUCCCGCCGACACCACCACCACCACCACCUCCUCCUCCUCCUGGUCCCGCGAGCGGCGCGUGCUCGUCCGGGUCGUAGAACGGGUUCUGCAGCAGCCGC